AUGUCUACAUCACAUGACCCAAGCCAGGAUGAAUUCAAUUCUUUCAACGACAAUGGCUACCUAUUCCUCCGCAACUUGCUGACUCCAUCAGAGACCAAAAAUCUCCAACAAUGGGCGCAAGAAGUUCAUGACUUGCCCCGAACACCAGAAGCCCCAUGGAUGCCCUACGAAGAGGUCAACUCCACCAGCGCCCGCGUCCUCUGCCGCACCGAGAACUUCGCCUCCCACCUCGCCGGCUUCAACACCCUACUCCGAGUCCAACUCCUCGAGCUCUCCGGCAGCGGCGGCUUCGCGCCCCACAUCGACUCAACGGCCUACACGCACAUCCGAAAAAUCAAACACCUUACCAUUCUCCUCGCCGUCGAUGCCGCAACCUUGCGAAAUGGCGACCUCGAAAUCGUCAGAGAUAGCCACAAGAUGGACGUCUCCAUCGACAGAAAGGACAAUUGCAUCGACCCUGCGUGGGUCGCGGAUGCGGUUUGGUCGUUGUGUGAGUUGCAAGCGGGCGAGCUGCUCGUCUUUGGCAAUUACCUGGCUCACCGGAGUGGGGCGAAUAAGAGCCCGGAGGAUAGGAGGGUCGUGUAUGCGACAUAUAAUUGUAAGGCGGAAGGGGACUUGCACGAGGAGUAUUAUCGUGAUCGGGCCAAGGAAUGGCCAGCGCCGCAUAUGAGAAAGGAGGGGGGGAAUUAUGCGACGGUGGCUUUGAGGUAUGGUUUCGGGAGCCCGAUGUUGAGUGUUGCAAGUGGAAAGCAGUUGGAGGUUUGA
Molecule: messenger RNA, 765 nt
Organism: Letharia columbiana
Lineage: Eukaryota; Fungi; Ascomycota; Lecanoromycetes; Lecanorales; Parmeliaceae
Exons: 3
Coding region: 1-765 (254 amino acids)
Source: RefSeq, a predicted model, not a curated record